GGUUAGGGUUUAUGUUAGAAUUAGAUCAAAAUUUCAAAUGGGGAGAAUUUUUCUGAUUGAAUUGGAUGGCAGAACUUACAGAUGUAGAUUCUGUGACAGCGCGCUUGCCCUUGCCGGUGAUGUCCUCUCUCGGAUUGUAAAAGCUGAAAAAUCCAGGUCAAGUGGGGGGAGAAAACCACUUAGUGCCAUGAAUUUCAACUGCGGUCGAAGAAGGGCAUAUCUGUUCAGCAAUGUGGUGAACAUAACGCUUGGUCCUGAGGAAGAGAGGCUAAUGCUCUCUGGUUUGCAUACUGUAGAAGAUAUAUUUUGUUGCUGCUGCGGGCAGAUUCUUGGCUGGAAAUAUGUAAUUGCACACGACCAAACCCAAAAAUACAAGGAAGGAAAGUUUGUGCUUGAAAGCAGAUGGAGGAUAGUGGAGGAUGUAGCUGAGUUAUUCAACUUGGACGCUCGUCUUGGUUCAAGUGAUGCAGAGAGUCCCUAGCAAAGUUAAGCACUUAUACAAAUAAUAAGAGCUGGAUGCUAUACAGUUAUCUUCUUUAUCAUUACAGACAAUUUCAGGAGUUUUUCUUGAUCUUUUUAUGUGCAUCCUCUAAUGAAUUCUGUAUUACACUUUGAGGUUUUUUUUUUUUUUUUUUCCAACUAAAUGUCUUAACCCUAAUCCAUCAAUCCAAUACGUAACGUGAUGGUAUGUUAUAAAUUUGUCUUUCCUGGCUGGUUUGAGAAUUGUGAUCAAGAAUCACCUAUUGAAAAAAGAUCUAAAGGCCAAGGGUUGUCUCACUAGGCUUGAUACUGAUUGCUUGUGAAUUUUUUAUCAUUAACAUUCUAAUCAAGGUUUUGUAUAUAAAUAAAUAAUAUUAGUUUUCAAAUAUUGGUUGGCUUGAGAGAGAGGGAGGGAAAGAGAGACCCAAAGCCGGCAACAUCACCUUAUAUGAAGAACGCGGUUAUUUUGCUAUUGUAUAUUCUUCUUUCACAUGACAAGGAAAAGCUACAUCUUAUCCCAGAAAAUAAAGAAUGGAUGGCAGAACUUAUAGAUGCAGAUUCUGUGACAGCGCUCUUGCCCUUGCCAAUGAUGUCCUCUCUCGGGGUGAACAUAACGCCUCGGUCCUGAGGAAGAGACGCUAACGAUCUCUGGUCUGUAUACUGUAGAGGUUAUCUUUUGUUGCUGCUGCGGACAGAGUCUUGACUGGAAAUAUAUGGUGAAUUUUAUUAGGUAAUUGCUCACGACGAAAGCCAACAAUACGAGGAAGGAAAAAUUGUGCUUGAAAGGUUCUCGCUAACGUGUACUUUUGUGUCUGUUUACGGUUUAUUGUCUCUGGAACAGAUGCAAGUCUGUGGAGGAUGUAGCUGAGGAAUUCAACUUGGGGGCUCGUCUUCGUUCAAGUGACGCAGGAAAUCCCUAGCAAAGUUAAGCACUUGCAGUUAAUCUAUAUAUGAACGAAAAUACCCUACAAAUGACAGCCUUUUGUAGCAUCAGGAUCGAAGAUGCAAUUUUCCGUAAAGCUUUUGUGGCACUUGAAAAUACCCUACUAGAAACAUGGAAUGCUUUUGUAGCGCUGGAAGCUUUUGUCAAUGUCGGAAGGAAUUCUUUAAUCUGGACGCCUGUGUAUACAUGCAUAAACAUGCGAUGGUAUGACCAAAAUACAAAGUAUUGUUUUGUG
This is a messenger RNA of Pyrus x bretschneideri (Chinese white pear), 1658 nucleotides long. Its product is annotated as protein yippee-like At5g53940. The record is from RefSeq and is a predicted model, not a curated record. The transcript has 8 exons. The coding region runs from base 38 to 481 and encodes 147 amino acids. Gene Ontology annotation, cellular component: ubiquitin ligase complex. Lineage: Eukaryota; Viridiplantae; Streptophyta; Magnoliopsida; Rosales; Rosaceae.